AUGAGUGCGCCUCGCCGCAGCCGGGAGCUGAUUGGCUGCGCGGGGAGACUCCGAGGGCGCUGCUACAGGAGCACCGGGCACUCGAGUCCUGCAGCCUCCGGAGUAGGUGCCGCGCGCCCGCCCGCCAGCCAGCCCGCCGCGCGCUCGGGAGCCGGGGCCGCACUCGGGCCGCCGCGCGCGCUCCCCUCCCCGCGCGAGCUCCCGCCGCAGGCCGAGGGCCGCCACCCGCCGAGGACCGGGCAGGAGCGCGCGGCCGCCGAGCCGGGCAGCGCUGGGGACGGUGUCUUUUGUCCCCGGAGAUCGCUGGAAGUUUGCGGCGGGACGCGCGCGGGGAGGCGGCCGAGGCAGCCCCGACGUCGCGGGAGCGAGUGCGCCGAGCCAGCAUGGGCAGCGGGCGCGGCGCGGGGGGGCCGCCGCUGGGCAGCCUCGGGCGUGCUGCUGGCGCUGGCCGCCGGGCUCCUGGCCGCGGGCUCGGCCAGCGAGUACGACUACGUGAGCUUCCAGUCGGACAUCGGCUCCUACCAGAGCGGGCGCUUCUACACCAAGCCGCCGCAGUGCGUGGACAUCCCGGUGGACCUGCGGCUGUGCCACAACGUGGGCUACAAGAAGAUGGUGCUGCCCAACCUGCUGGAGCACGAGACCAUGGCCGAGGUGAAGCAGCAGGCCAGCAGCUGGGUGCCCCUGCUCAACAAGAACUGCCACAUCGGAACCCAGGUCUUCCUCUGCUCGCUCUUCGCGCCCGUGUGCCUCGACCGGCCCAUCUACCCGUGCCGCUGGCUCUGCGAGGCCGUGCGCGACUCGUGCGAGCCCGUCAUGCAGUUCUUCGGCUUCUACUGGCCCGAGAUGCUCAAGUGUGACAAGUUCCCUGAGGGGGACGUCUGCAUCGCCAUGACCCCGCCCAAUGCCACCGAAGCCUCCAAGCCCCAAGGCACAACUGUGUGUCCUCCAUGUGACAACGAGUUAAAAUCUGAAGCCAUCAUUGAACAUCUCUGUGCGAGCGAGUUUGCCCUGAGAAUGAAAAUUAAAGAAGUGAAAAAAGAGAAUGGUGACAAAAAGAUUGUCCCCAAGAAGAAGAAGCCCCUCAAGUUGGGACCCAUCAAGAAGAAGGAACUGAAGAAGCUGGUCCUGUACCUGAAGAACGGGGCCGACUGCCCGUGCCACCAGCUGGACAACCUCAGCCACCAUUUCCUCAUCAUGGGCAGGAAAGUGAGGAGCCAGUACUUGCUGACGGCCAUCCACAAGUGGGACAAGAAAAAUAAGGAAUUCAAAAACUUCAUGAAGAAAAUGAAAAACCACGAAUGUCCCACUUUUCAGUCGGUCUUUAAGUGAUUCUCCCUGGGUGGGUUGGGGAGGGAGCCGUGGGUUGGGGGGAGGGGUGGGGCCGAGCAGACAGCCCUGGAAGCCAGAGGUUCACGCUCAGUGCUCCUUCGGUUGGUAGAGGACAUUGUAGUCCAGUCAGCUGUGCUCCGGCAGCAUCCCUAUGCCUCCCCUUCCAUAGCCAUGCUCCAGACCCAGUACAGCCAGUAUUUAAAACCGCAUGCAGGUAAGGAAAAUCAUUUAGGUUAGGAAGUCUUUUAGGAUCUACAGCAAGGAACGGCACAUCACUGAGUAAAAGCAGGUGCAAACCAUUUCAACCUGAGACGGCCACUAAAAAAGAAAAUUCUGCUGGUAAACAAACAAAAAACAAAAAGAAAAACGAGAUUGGGCAAAAAGUGAGAGGCAGCAGCAAAAACUCAGCUCUGCAACUUUCUUUGGUUCCAAGUUGCUUAUGGAUCUCGCAGCUGAUCUAGGCCUUUGGAACUAGAACAUUCCGACUAUUGGUCAGAUGUGUUGCUUUCAGUUCCAGAGUAACUUCUUUUUCUGUCUGCCUUUGAGAGAAACACACAGCCACACCCACAACUGGAGAUCGAUUCCGGAAAGUCAGCGCAGGGGCAGAAAGCACAAGGACAGUACGUAAUAGUGAAAACCCAGGGAGGUCACGGCUGCUCCCCCUUUCCAUGUGAUUGUCUUUUGAAACGAAUCCGCUAGUCUCUGAUGGCAUGUACGUGGCGGUUAGCAUUGGCCCCCGUGUGUGACCUGACCUCUGCACGUGUGGAGGGCCGCACGUGCCUGCCUUUGUGUGGGGAGAAGGAAACACCGUGGGGGACCAAACCCGCGGCAUGAGAGAGAUGAUGAUUUUCAGACAGAGAAGGCAAUGGUUAGUGGUUUUCAAAAAACAUAAAAA
Lontra canadensis (Northern American river otter) is the source of this 2224-nucleotide messenger RNA. RefSeq names its product secreted frizzled related protein 1 (gene SFRP1). Gene Ontology annotation, molecular function: Wnt-protein binding. The record is from RefSeq and is a predicted model, not a curated record. Gene Ontology annotation, biological process: negative regulation of canonical Wnt signaling pathway; canonical Wnt signaling pathway; non-canonical Wnt signaling pathway. Bases 1 to 1329 code for a protein of 442 amino acids. The transcript is spliced from 3 exons. Lineage: Eukaryota; Metazoa; Chordata; Mammalia; Carnivora; Mustelidae.